UUACACAGUAGUUUGGAAGACAUCCGGUGAGCAUGAGACACCCAGCAGCCAUCUUUGUGUGUCAGGCGGACUAAGCAUUACCCAGAGCCCCAUCACGGUGCCUCCACCUCACUCACUGAAACAUGAAAGACACAGUGACCAGAAGUUCCUGAAACUCACCAACAAGAUCAUUCAGCUGCUGACUGGAGAGGAGGAGGAGUAUAUAGAGGAACACAGGGGUCUGUACAAGGACGUGAUGAUGGAGAAUCACCGGCCCCUCACAUCACUUGAUGGGCCCAGUAACAGAGAUACCCCAGAGAGAUGUUCCUGUCCUCUGUAUUCCCAGGACUGUACAGAGGAGAAUUACAGGACCCCACAGGAGGAUCAGGUAGAACAUCUGUCUGAUAUUAAAACAGAAGAUAUAGAGGGAGAAGAAGAGACGUAUGUGACUUGUAUAAAGGCAGAAGAUAUAGAGGGAGAAGAAGAGACGUAUGUGACUGAUAUAAAGGCAGAAGAUACAGAGGGAGAAGAAGAGACGUAUGUGAAUGAUCUAAAGGCAGAAGAUAUAGAGGGAGAAGAAGAGACGUAUGUGACUGAUAUAAAGGCAGAAGAUACAGAGGGAGAAGAAGAGACGUAUGUGAGGGGUGAUCAACAGUGUAAGGAGGAGGAAAUCCCUACAGAUAUCAGCACAGCAGAUGGACACACAAGCAGGAAUAUCUCAGAAGGACAUCUUAUGUUAUCCCCGGAUUGUGACAUAAAAGAUAAUGACAGUAGACAUGAUUCUCCAGGAGAUAACCCCAUUAUCCCAAUUAUACAUCCAGCUCUAUCAGCUGGUCCUUCUGAUCCAGGGAAAUGUUCUCCUGAUCACUCUGAUAUUGGUACAUCGGUAACAGCUCUGACAGUAGACACAGUGUUUCCCUGUUCUAUAGAUGCCAUAUGUUUUACACAGAAAACAAAGCUUAUUACCCAUCAGACAGAUAAAGCAGGCAAGAGGCCAUUUCCAUGUUCUGAGUGUGGGAAAUGUUUUACAUACAAAUCAGUUCUAGUUACACAUCAGAGAAGGCACACAGGUGAGAAGCCAUUUUCAUGUUCUGAGUGUGUAAAAUUUUUUACACAUAAAUCAGCUCUUGUUAGACAUCAAAGAACUCACACAGGUGAGAGGCCAUUUCCAUGUUCUGAGUGUGUAAAAUUUUUUACACAUAAAUCAGCUCUUGUUAGACAUCAAAGAACUCACACAGGUGAGAGGCCAUUUCCAUGUUCUGAGUGUGGGAAAUGUUUUGCACAGAAAUCAUAUCUUGUUGCACAUCAAAGAAGUCACACAGGUGAGAAGCCAUUUCCAUGCUCUGAGUGUGGGAAAUGUUUUAUACAGAAAUCAAAUCUUUUUACACAUCAGAGAACUCACACAGGUGAGAAACUAUUUCCAUGUUCUGAGUGUGGGAAAUGUUUUACCCGAAAAUCAGAACUUGUUACACAUCAUCGAAGUCACACAGGUGAGAAACCAUUUCCAUGUUCUGAGUGUGGAAAAUGUUUCACAGGGAAAUCAGCUCUUGUUAGACAUCAAAGAACUCACACAGGUGAGAGUCCAUUUCUAUGUUCUGAGUGUCAGAAAUGUUUUGCACAGAAAUCAGAUUUUGUUGCACAUCAAAGAAGUCACACAGGUGAGAGGCCAUUUCCAUGCUCUGAGUGUGGGAAAUGUUUUAUACAGAAAUCAAAUCUUUUUACACAUCAGAGAACUCACACAGGUGAGAAACCAUUUCCAUGCUCUGAGUGUGGGAAAUGUUUUACCCGAAAAUCAAAACUUGUUAUACAUCAUCGAAGUCACACACGUGAGAAACCAUUUCCAUGUUCUGAGUGUGGAGAAUGUUUCACAGGGAAAUCAGCUCUUGUUAGACAUCAAAGAACUCACACAUGUUAGAAACCAUUUCCAUGUUCUGAGUGUGAGAAGUAAAUCAGCUUUGUUUCACACAAUAGACAUCACACAGGUGAGGAACCUUUUUAAUCUCAUCAUCACAAUUGCCAUGCAUUGUUUCUCAAGUUCCUGUCCUAUCUCCUUUGCUUUUUGCAAUAUGCAUGCUGCUACUGGGUGAAACAAUCAGAUAUCAUACCCUGGUCUACCACUGCUAUGCAAGUAACCUGUCUUUCAAUAACAUCCUAGUGGAUACUGGGGUGGUAUUCGUACCAUGGGGUAUAUAUCGAGUCCAUUAGUGUGUGCUGGCUCCUCCCCUCUAUGCCCCUUCAAGCAGACUCAGUUUAGAAAAAUGUGCCCAAGGAGCCGGGUGCAUUCUCUGGAGCUCCAGAGAGUUUUCAUCAAAAUUUAUGUUCGUUUAUUAUUUUCAGGCAGCGCUGGUUGGCACCAGACUGCCUGCAUCGUGACACUUAGGGUGGGAACCGAACCAACUUAAUAAAGAGUUAAUGGUUCGUAUCCCCACUGACAGGACACUCGGGUGUGAGCCCACGCCAGUAGCAUGCCGCCACCCCUAACAUUGCGAAGUAGAUGCAUUGAGUAAUACGCAGGGGUCCCAGUAAGCAGGUCCCUGGUGCAAAUGGCGGCAAAAGGGUGCGGCAGUCACAGGCCUCGAGCUGCGGUGCCUGCUGUGGACCCCACACUGGCACACUGAACAUAGGGUUACUCUCUUUAUAUACACAUGUAUUACAAGGUGGUUUUACUAUUUAUGUCAGUAUAAUCUGCUAGGGUCCGCAUGCCAUGUAAGGGGCGGGGCUUCCCAGAGAGCGGGUCCAGAGACUGGAAAGGCGCCAUUUCCUGCUGCUGGUUACAGACUGCCCGCUCAAUCUGCUCCUCCACAGAGGCCACUGCACCAUGUUUUGUACUGGCACCAGGGGGUCUGAUAGAAAGGGGGGGAGUGCAUAUAUAGUGGUUACACCGCUGGCCACAAAACGUGUAAAACAUACCCAGCGGAGCCCUGCCCUGAGCUGAGGUAUUGUGUGCUGGUCCCAGUCCUCUCUGUGUUCCUCCAAUCAGGGUGUUCUGGGUUACUGUGCUGUUCUCUAUUGUGUGUCAUUGCACUGUGAUAUAAAUAUCUGUUUUCUGCUUUAAGCAUGUCUGAGGAAAAAUCUUUGUGUCCUUCUUGCAACACCAAGUUUACAUCUUGCAACACCAAGUUUACACCCUCUUCCCAGGGGUCCCUGCUCUGUACCAGCGUUCUCUACCUUCACAGGGUAGUGCUUUGCAGGAACCUGCAUGGUUGGACUCAUUCAAAACAAUGAUUACAGAUAUAAAGUCACCUGCUGCAAAGCAGGAGAGACAAACCCUGAAACAGUCUGUAGAAGAGUUCAUUAUUAAGACUGCUGAUCACAGACAGCCAACUCAGCCCCCUCUGGUGGUCUCAUAAACGUACACUCCCACAGGUGCUCCAGUCUGACACUGACACUGUACUACCAGAGGAUGUGGAGCUGGAGGGGGAAGAUGACAACACACUGUCCCCGGAAUAGGCAGGUGUGAAUUACGGUAAUUGAAUCACCUUGGUACAUUUGGUAUAUAGGGUUUGGUCCCAGAGAAGUGUGUGUCGAUGGCAGUGGCAACAGGGUGAUCUGUGCUGGGAUGCCGGAGUCUUCGACUAACGGAUAAGUUUGACUUUCAAUCAUAUAUUUCUAAGUGCUGCAUUGAUGUUGAAUAUCUCUUGGAUUGGAGAGAAACAUUUGCUUUUUUGGCUUGAAUAUUUAUUGAUAUAUAAGUAUUUUUCCUUCACCAUUGCCAUUUGAUAUGUUUUUUUUUU
This is a messenger RNA of Pseudophryne corroboree (corroboree frog), 3713 nucleotides long. Its product is annotated as zinc finger protein OZF-like. NCBI's taxonomy places the organism in Eukaryota, Metazoa, Chordata, Amphibia, Anura, Myobatrachidae. The record is from RefSeq and is a predicted model, not a curated record. Bases 236 to 1894 code for a protein of 552 amino acids. The transcript is spliced from 5 exons.